AGAAAGAUCUCAAGCGCCGGAUAGGACAAGUAAACCCCAGCGCUGCUGCUCCAAACCACGUACCCAUCUUUCGCGGUAUCGUAUCAGUGGCGAGUUCACAAUGAACGUGUUUCAGCCAUUGUUGCUGGCGGUGACGUUGCUGUGCUGUGUUGCCGCCCAGAAUUCGUUCAGCUUUGAGGAUGGCAUCCCGGACGUACGCUGUCCGCAGUACGACAAUCCGACGAAGCCGAUCCAUCUGGCCCAUCCGACCGAUUGCGGCAAGUUCCGGAAGUGCUUCAGUGGCCGUGCCUUUACGAUCAGCUGCCCACCGGGCCAGGAGUUUGGCGAACAGAUCCAGCGCUGUGACUACCCGAGUUUUGCCAAGUGUCGCCAGGGAAUGGCACUGGCCAAACCGGAACCGGCCGGUUUCAGCUACGAUCUGGGAAGCACCGACAGCCGGUGCCCACGGGUCGAUGACCCAAUGCGUCCGGCCCAUCUACCGCAUCCCACCGACUGUCAGCGGUUCUUCAAGUGUUUCGCGGGCCGUGCCUUUGAGCUGGAGUGCCCACCAGGGCAGGAGUGGGCAACUGCCCUCAAUCGCUGCGAGUUCCCGUUCGUGGCGAAGUGUAACGCACGGCGUGAGGAACAGAUACCACAGGAGCCACGAGUUGAGGAGCUAGAAGAGCUGGAAAAUGAACAGCAGGAAGCGGUCGAACAAGAGGAACAAGAAGAGGAAGUGAAGGAGCAGGUCCCGGAAGAGGGAUUCGUGCGCCCGGCCAAGGCAGAGUUUACCUACAAUGCCGGUGUGAUUGAUGCACGCUGUCCCAAGUACGAUGAUCCCUACCGACCGAUCCACCUGGCGCAUCCAACGGAUUGCCGCAAGUUCCAGAAGUGUUUCGAUGGUCGGGCCUACACGAUCGACUGCCCGGUUGGUCAGGAGUUCGGUGCUCGUAUCAACCGCUGCGACUACCCUCAGUUUGCCCAGUGCUCGCAGCAGAUGAUGCGUAAGAGUUUGGCCAAAAAGGCGGCGGUCCCGGUGUACGAUGAUUACUACUCGGACGAGGAUUACAAGGACUCGAUUCCGCUCGAUUCCACCGAAUGGACGCCGGAACAGCGCGAGAUGAUUGCGGGCAUCAACGAUGGCCGGUGCCCCGAUAAGGACGAUCCGGCUGAUCCGGUGCACUUCAUCCAUCCGAAAGACUGCGGCAAGUUCUACAAGUGUUACGAUGGGCGUGCGUAUCUGAUCCACUGCCCGUUGGGGCAGCACUGGAGUGUGCGCUACGAUCGCUGCGACUAUCCCAAGGUUGCCAAGUGUACCAUCCGUGGUGGUUAGACAUUCUGCCAGAACACGUAACGAAUGCAGAAGAGAAGGGGAAGUGGAGUAUAGAGAGAGAGAGAGAGAGAGAGAGAGAGAGAGAGAGAGAGAGAGAGGGGAAAAGAGAAAAGGAUGAGAGAGCGUGGGGCAACGCUAGCGUUAGGAAAGUAUUUAUUCAUUGACAAUUGACCGCACACCAGAAAACAAUAAA
Messenger RNA from Anopheles aquasalis, 1505 nucleotides. RefSeq lists its product as uncharacterized. Gene Ontology annotation, molecular function: chitin binding. The record is from RefSeq and is a predicted model, not a curated record. Lineage: Eukaryota; Metazoa; Arthropoda; Insecta; Diptera; Culicidae. Gene Ontology annotation, cellular component: extracellular region.